CCCCCCUUUUGUAACCCUUUUUCGUGAUGCGUCCGCGUUUCACCUCCGCACUCUUUCUCGUAAUCUUGUUUCUACAGUUCGCUGGCUUUGCAUCAACCGCUGCCUUGCCACCCCAUGCGGGUAUGACUUGGCAGCGAAUGUCAAUAGCGAUCGGAAGGAGAAUGUGUUUCACCACCUGCAGGAUCGUCGAGGACCCGGCAAACCACGACAUUCAACCUGUGGCUGCCACGUCCACCAUCUCUGACACCGGCUCUGCCUCUACUAUCAUCGACGACCCGAGCGUCACAUCAUCCUCAGUCGCUCCUGUCUCGACUUCCACAUCCGAUAACGAUACCUCAUGCUCCACUCCGGAAUGCCAGGUGCUGUCCGAGUCCACCAGUGCAUCGAGCGUGUCUGCGUCCACACCCUCCAUCAUCAAUCUCUUCGUUUUUGGGCUCACUGGUGCUAGCUUGUCUGUCCUUCUAUCCUUCUUCUAAGCUCCGAGGCCCUCUCCUCGAUUUCGUUCGUAGUAUUGCGAGCGUCAAGCACAAAGAAGUCUGUCCAGACCUGUUGUAGAACGAGUGUACCCCGAAUUCCCGACCUUCCUGUUUCUGCGCCCGCAUCCUUCCCCACCUACAGACAUCCAACUUCUCGAUCAUCAGCCCUUUCACUACAGUACUACUAGGACUAUUGGUGACGAACGGACCCUCUCUGUUUCGCGCUCCGACGGAUAAAGAUUAUUCGUACAUAUAGGGACUGUCGAAUGCCGACUUAGAUCCAGGAAUGCUGUAGCUUUACAUA
This is a messenger RNA of Stereum hirsutum FP-91666 SS1, 780 nucleotides long. RefSeq lists its product as uncharacterized. The record is from RefSeq and is a predicted model, not a curated record. The transcript has 3 exons. The coding region runs from base 27 to 476 and encodes 149 amino acids. Lineage: Eukaryota; Fungi; Basidiomycota; Agaricomycetes; Russulales; Stereaceae.